Molecule: messenger RNA, 597 nt
Organism: Acanthosepion pharaonis
Lineage: Eukaryota; Metazoa; Mollusca; Cephalopoda; Sepiida; Sepiidae
Source: the annotation of a GenBank genome assembly
AUGUCUGACUGCAAUAGACGUCUCUUUGCUGCCGCCCGUAACGAAUGUAAGCGUGUCCUAAAUGAUGCUAAGUCACUAUUUGUGGCUCGAAUGAAGGAACGUAUUGCAUCUCGAAAAUUUGGCUCCAAAGAUUAUUAUGUCUCUGCAAGAGUUUCCUAUCCCACGAACGCAGGUGUUCCUCAAGGCUCCAUCCGAGGCCCCACUCUAUUCCUUAUCUAUAUAAAUGACCUUCCUGACGCCGUAACUUCUCAAGUUGGCAUCUACGCGGAUGACACCACAAUUUAUUCCUGCCUCAAAACAAAUCCAGUCUCACUGACAAAACUCACCUUGCCGUGCGUCUCGAAAAGGACCUCAAUCGAUUGUGAACUGGGGCAUGAUUUGACUGGUCAACUUCAACGCUUCAAGACAAAACUGCUCUCUAUUAAUCACCACAGAGAGCCUUCCCUUCCUCCAUUAGAAUGUCUGACGCUCAACUUCGAGAGCAACUCUCUGCGGCUUCUCGGUCUCACGUUGACUGCUGACCUGAGAUGGAAUAAAUACAUCGAGUCAAUUGCCUGGUCCACUGCGAGGAAAGUUGGCUCCCUGAGCCCGCGCUAG